Vitis riparia (riverbank grape) is the source of this 1202-nucleotide messenger RNA. RefSeq names its product peroxidase 9. The transcript is spliced from 4 exons. NCBI's taxonomy places the organism in Eukaryota, Viridiplantae, Streptophyta, Magnoliopsida, Vitales, Vitaceae. The record is from RefSeq and is a predicted model, not a curated record. Bases 32 to 1072 code for a protein of 346 amino acids. Gene Ontology annotation, molecular function: peroxidase activity; heme binding. Gene Ontology annotation, biological process: hydrogen peroxide catabolic process; response to oxidative stress.
AACUGCACUCCUAGAAUUGGAGCUGUUCAAAAUGGCUUUCUUCAAAGUUCUCUAUAGCUUUUUCAUGCUGACGGCUUUCCAUUCUUCCACAUUCUCCCUUGCCCACCCUGGUGUUGAUUUUGGCUGGGAUGGUAGCUUCCAUCCUGGAGGAAGGUUUUCUGGUCUCUUUCCAGGCUUCUAUCAGUACUCAUGCCCUCAAGCUAACGACAUUGUCCUGUCAGUCUUGGAUAAAGCCAUUGCAAAAGAGCCCAGGAUGGCUGCCUCUCUCCUUAGGCUUCACUUCCAUGACUGUUUUGUGCAGGGCUGUGAUGCAUCCAUCUUGUUGGACGAUAGUGCAAGCAUAGUCAGCGAAAAGGGGUCAGGGCCGAACAAGAACUCAAUUAGAGGAUUUGAAGUGAUCGAUGAGAUCAAGGCCAAGUUGGAAGAAGCAUGCCCCCAGACUGUUUCUUGUGCAGACAUUCUAGCCCUUGCCGCACGUGGCUCCACUGUACUAAGAGGUGGACCAUUUUGGGAGCUCCCACUGGGGAGGAGGGACUCAAAAACAGCAAGCCUUACUGGCUCAAACAACAACAUUCCUGCUCCAAACUCCACACUUCAAAACCUCAUAACACUCUUCAAACGCCAAGGCCUAGAUGAAGUUGACCUUGUUGCCCUCUCUGGAGGGCACACGAUUGGAAUGGCAAGAUGCGUGACCUUCAAGCAGAGGUUGUAUAAUCAAAAUGGAGACAACCAGCCAGAUGAGACCCUAGAGAAAGCCUACUACAAUGGCUUGAAAUCAGUGUGUCCAAAAUCAGGGGGUGACAACAACAUAUCUCCCUUGGACUUUGCCUCACCUGCCAAAUUUGAUAACACCUACUUCAAGCUCAUUCUCUGGGGAAGAGGCCUGCUCACUUCAGACGAAGUGCUUCUCACUGGGAAUGUGGACAAGACUGAGGAGCUGGUUAGGAGAUUUGCCGAGGAUGAAGCCCUCUUUCUCAACCAGUUUGCCACUUCAAUGGUGAAGAUGGGGAACAUCUCUCCGCUCACUGCUCUAAAUGGUGAAAUUAGGACCAACUGCCACCGCAUUAACUAAGCAAGAAGGUUGUUUAAUGGGUGUAUUUCUUCUGUCAUGUUUGUAAUAUGUUUAAGCUUUCUAUUGCCACUCUGUCAUUUGUUCCUUGACGAUGAAAAAAAAAUAACUAUAAUUUUAAAAUUUGUGUCAA